CAUUUUUCUGCAUUGUAUAUCGGGGAAGAGGAAAUAACAUAAAAUUAAAAUGCAUGAACAAAGUGCUUAUGCUGAAUUCAAAGGAUUCAUUCGAGAUCCUUGAUAUUUUUUUUUAAUAUCAAAGAAUGUCAGGGGCAGCAAACCCGGAGUCGGAGGGAGUUGUCUCCAAGGUAAAAGUCAAAAAACAGAUCAAGACAAUCGUGCAGGAUUUAGAAAACGUCUUGGGAGAUUUGAAAGAUGUGGCAAAAGAGCUGAAAGAGGUGGUGGAUGAGAUAGACACUUUGACAAGCAGCCUGCGUCUGGAGGAGGAGAUGACGGACAGCUCCAAAACAGACACGCUCAACAGCAGCUCCAGCAGCACCACGACGACCACGACUGCCUCCAGCAUGGAGAAGAUCAAGCCCCACCCAGACGAGUGCCUGUGCCACCCUCCGACGCCUCCAUCGCUAAACCCAGGUGUCCUCACCGUCCUGAGGAAGCCCCACCCCCCACCCCCGCCCCCUCGCCUCACCCCCCUCCGCCCGGACGAGCACACACACACCCUCACACACACCCUCACCCGCAGCCGCAGUCCCGGACGAAAGCCCAACGGCACUUUGAUGCGGAACGGCGUGUUUCCUGGGAAACCAACGGCACUCCACAACCUCGACUCCUGCUGCCCACCCAGACCGAUUCCUGUGGACAACAGCAAAGCACUGGUACCUGUCGUACCCCCACCUGUCCCCAUGCUGCUGUCAAGGCACGACAAGAGUCGGUGUCUGCAGUCGUCGGCGGUGGCUUCCAAUGCUGUGGUUGCCACGGCAGCCACAACCCGUGAGCGGGUGCGCUUCAGUGAGACUGUGCAGUACCAUGGCUAUUGCCCAGACUGUGACCUGCAGUACGAAUUAGAUCACACGGACCUCCACCUGCACGAUGAGCUUGUUGAGGAGCAGGUCAGCCCCACGCACCGCUGCUGCUCGUCCCCCUCGUCCCCCCCUCUCCCUCUGGAGAACGGUGGCCUGACCACCAGCCACAGCUUCCCCCUGUCUGGCCCCAUGCCACCGCCCUGCACACCCCACUCCUCCACCCUCAAACCGGCCAAGACCAUCCUACGCAAGUCCACCACCACCACCGUUUGACCUCUACCCUGCUUCCAUUUAGUAUGAAUUGAAAUCUAAAUAGUUCUAAACAUACAUCUAUUUUUCUUUUAUGAAAUAGUUGUCUAUUUUUACAAGUACUGUCUAGAAAUGGGAUGAAGGAAUUAAUUAUCAGAUGAUCAAAAGUGAACUUGGAGACGCAUCUCACACGGGGCAUGCAGUUCAUCUGGAUGUGUUUGGUUAUCUGCUCCUGUGCGGAGCACUGGGGACGCCGACCAGGACGGCGAGGUGCCACCGGACUGUCCAGCCCUGGGGAACCUUCCAGUAACCACCACCACGCUGUCUCACUCAUCACAGCCAGAGAUGCAGCAGAAGCAUCCCUCACGUGUGCAACACACCACACAUUCGGGGGAGGAAUGCUUUCGCAUAUGGCUAAGCCGAGUGAUUCACUUCCAAAGAAGCGGCAAGUUCUCCCAGAGGAAUUGAACGUGACCUGCAUGGUGGGAAAUCUUCCACAGAAGAUGCCAACAAAAUUGUCUUAAGGAAAUAAUAAUGAAACAUGAAUCAUGACCUUUGGUGAAGUGGCACAGCAUUGGUGGUUGAGGCUGUGCAGUGCGAUAUGUGUGUGUGUUUCUGGCCUCUUUCCUGAUGUGUUCACAUAGAUCUGCUCAGAAGGAGAGCCACAUAAAAGCUGUGGUGUAAAAUCUGGAGAUUUCUCUCUGUAGCGUAGCACUGGUCACUUGCAGUGGCCAUCAUAGUGGGUUGGUUUUCCCUAAUGCCACUAGAGGGCGUGAGGGAUGUGAUAGGAAGUGACGGGUUCUAUACAAACACGCCGAGAUGCCCAGGAUGGAGAGGACAAUCCUUCUCAGCAAUUUCAAAAGCAGCAGGGUUUGACUAAAAACAGAGAGAGGGGAAAGAUGUUUUAAGUACAUAUACAUAUACAUAUAUAUAUAUAUAUAUAAAUAUAUAGUAUACAUAGGGAGAUUUUUCUAAAGAGAUUUUGAAUAAAAAAAAUAUUUUUGAUAUUUCACAAGAUGAUUUUAAAGAUUGCUCACUACUUUUUUGCAGUACAGUAAUCUCAGCAGGGCAUAUAUGGAUAAUUUAUUUAUGUAUACUUACAAAGUACAGUUAAAGAAAAAAUAUUUAUAUGCUUCUUACAUAAGAAAAACAGAAAAAGUGGUGUGAACAAAAUACGAAAUAAAAAAAAAUAAUGAUGCCAAAUACAUGUUUUGUGAGACAAGGCAUGACCCACAGACAGAGAGCAGGAUGGACUCCUCCACAUCAUUCAUUGUUGUGGUCUUCUAUGCAUUUGACUAGAGAUGGUCUCUGGAAACGCUGUGACUGUUUUCUGUCCUUUCUGUCCCUUCCCUUUGGUCUGGUUUCCCCAUCCCAGUCCCUGUGUCUUGUGCAGUAUGUCUGGAUGGGCUGUACACAGUCCCUGUGUCUUGUGCAGUAUGUCUGGAUGGGCUGUACACGGUCCCUGUGUUUUGUGCAGUAUGUCUGGAUGGGCUGUACACAGUCCCUGUGUCUUGUGCAGUAUGUCUGGAUGGGCUGGUCCUUUGUCUUCUGCCUACUUUGUUUCCCAGCUGCUCUCCUCUCUAUUCCUCCACUUAGCCCCUCCCCCCAUUCUGUCCUUCUUCCCCUUCCUUCCUGACUCCCUCCCGCCUCCCACACACACUCUUCCAAUGGUUGGGCUAGAUGCUGGCCAGGGCAGGUCAGCUUGAUGUCAGUAGAGGAAUGUCAGAGAGACAUGAGUUUCUACCAGACCUUGUGAAUCAUUGCACUUUGCACUGUCAAUUUUAUUCUUUAUACAA
This is a messenger RNA of Alosa alosa (allis shad), 2890 nucleotides long. It is a transcript of the gene prr16, whose product is annotated as proline rich 16. The coding region runs from base 126 to 1118 and encodes 330 amino acids. Gene Ontology annotation, biological process: positive regulation of cell size; positive regulation of translation. The record is from RefSeq and is a predicted model, not a curated record. Lineage: Eukaryota; Metazoa; Chordata; Actinopteri; Clupeiformes; Clupeidae. The transcript has 3 exons.